AUGGUCGCAGAGAAUCAAAUGGCAGGUCAAACAGAGCAGCAGGAGCAUCAGGAGCAGCAGCAACAUCCCAGUCCUGCGUCUAGUCAGGACCGAUCCAAACUUGGAAGCAAUAAUCAGUCGCAGUCGACACCUUCCUCGUCUACGGUGCCUAACGCAGGUAUUGCAAGCUUUAGAAGGCAACGCGCAUCCCGCGCAUGCGAGGUCCGAUGCGACGCUGCUAGCUUAGGUGUGCCUUGCACUAAUUGCGUGGCUUUCGCUAUCGAAUGUCGUAUUCCAACUCCGAAAAGGAAGAAGAAUCAACAGCCGAGAAACAAGGAUAAUAACGGUGACACCAAAAAUCAUGACCAGAGCAAAGACGAUGAUGACGACGAGGAUCCCAACACACCGCGGACGCACGAGAAUCCGGUCUUUUCUGCAAACCCUCCUAUAUCCAUCGAUGGAAUGCCAGCGAACACAUUGGCGACAGCUUCCCAGCCGAAUCCAGAGAAACACAAUCCUGGCCAUUAUAGUGCUCAAAUCAUGAAGCCAAAGUUCACAAGAGCACCAAUCAAAGAACCAGGAAGAGUGGCGUAUCUAGGCGAAUCAUCGAACUUGUCACUUCUUGUUCAUGAUCGAGGUCAUACAGAUGUUGUCCAUUACCCACUCCCAGAAACUAUUCGCGGUAGUCGUGGGCACUUGACCGAACUAGACAGCUUGGAGAUUGAAAUCCUUCAUCGGCGAGGUGCAUUUUUGCUCCCUCCACGGGAUCUCUGUGAUGAACUUGUCGAGGCUUAUUUCAAAUGGGUCGCACCGGUCGUACCAAUCGUGAACCGCAAUCGCUUCAUGCGUCGUUAUCGAGACCCGCAGAAUCCACCUUCGCUGCUUCUGCUGCAGGCCAUUCUCUUGGCGGGAUCCAGAGUCUGUAAUAAUUCCAAAUUGAUGGACCAGAACGGCUCAACGAUACCUGCGUCUACCACAUUUUACAAGCGUGCCAAAGCACUUUACGAUGCCAAUUAUGAGGAUGAUCGUGUUACUCUAGUUCAAGCCUUGGUGCUGAUGGGAUGGUAUUGGGAGGGUCCUGAAGACGUCACAAAGAAUGUGUUCUACUGGAGUCGAGUCGCAAUAUUAGUGGCUCAGGGUUCCGGUAUGCACAGAAGCGUCGAAAACUCCCAACUUAGCAGAUCUGACAAACGGCUGUGGAAACGAAUAUGGUGGACUCUGUUCACAAGAGAUCGUUCUGUAGCAGUUGCCCUUGGAAGACCAAUUAACAUCAACAUCGAUGACUCUGAUGUUGAGAUGCUUACAGAGGACGACUUCAUUGAGGAUGAAGAUGACAUACCGGCCGAAUAUCCACCGGAUCCCAUUCACGUGCAGUUCUUUCUUCAAUAUGUCAAGCUGUGUGAGAUCAUGGGUCUUGUUUUAUCACAACAGUAUUCUGUCGCUUCCAAAUCCCGGCGCACGAAUGCCAUUGAUCUAACACACUCUGACAUGGCGUUGGCCGACUGGCUUCAGAAUUGUCCCAGAGCGGUAUACUGGGAGAGGAAAAAUCAUCACUUCUGGGCCGCGCUGCUCCAUUCAAACUAUUACACAACACUGUGUCUAUUGCAUCGAGCACACAUGCCGCCAGCUACAGCAAGCGCGAAUAGUUAUCGCACCGAGGAGAUAGCGUAUCCGUCACGCACCAUCGCUUUCCAGGCUGCUGGAAUGAUCACGUCUAUAGUUGAAAAGUUACAGUCUCAUAAUGAGAUCCGCUACACUCCCGCAUUCAUCGUCUACAGUCUCUUCUCCGCGUUGAUCAUGCAUGUCUACCAGAUGCGGUCCUCCGUGCCAUCUGUUGUAGCUGCAUGUCAAGAGCGGAUGACUAUCUGCAUGCAAGCAUUGAAAGAUGUAUCGAAGGUCUGGUUAGUUGCAAAGAUGGUGCAUACAUUAUUCGAAUCCAUUCUGGGCAAUAAGGUUUUGGAAGAACGUCUACAAAAGGCGCCAGGUAAACGACACCAAAAGAAUCGACCCUCGGAACACGAGCAGAAUAUUGCUUCCAAUCAUAAGAAGACAGAGCUACCCAAACGGAAGUUCGAUGACAUGGAUCUCGGAUUGCCUAAUGGUAAUCCCACGCCUCCAGUGUCGUAUGAGAGAUCACGCCCACAGACCCCUGCUGCAACGCCUUCGCGAGAACUAAAUUCGAUGACCGGACAACAAGGCGGUAUGGGCUCUCUCCCUCAAAUGUCGCCCAACCUUCUCAAAGGCCAGGAUGGUGCACAAAACACGGGAAUGUCGCGAGCACAAACCCCUUUUAACCCUUCUUACUCUCUCCCAGCCACACCUCCAGAUCUUUUCUUAGUUACCCGUACUUCACCUAAUCUUUCGCCUACCUUGUGGGAAAAUUUCCAGCCAGAUCAGCUAUUCCCUGAUGGCACCAACUUCUUCCCCACGCCGGCAAAUAUGAUGGACCCUCAAAUGCAAUCGACAACCAACACCAUGGGUGGCCAAGGUAACAUGAUGAUGAACCACCACCAGCAGCAGCAGCAGCAGCAGAUGCCAUCUCGGACCUUACCAGGCGCUCAAGGUAGCCCGUCUCUAGUCUCUUCUGGAGGUAUUCAUCCUGAUAUGGGCAAUCUACCCCCUCAGCCGUCCCAGCAGAUGUUUGGAAUGGAAGGAAUGCAGAACUGGGCAGGUCUUGACGCAGCACUCGCCGGAAACCCAGAUUCUACCAGUCAGGAUGAUAACUGGAGUACUAGCUCGCGCGGAAAUCCGACAGCACCGACGACUCUCAAUGUUGAAGACUGGUUCCAAUUCUUUGGUAUUAAUGGAGGCUUUGGGGAUCUUAUAACUGACCCUAUGACUGGCUAAGAACAUCCAGGCUUUUGAAGCUUAUUAUAGUGCGACAUGAUGUACAUAUGGCAGAAUAAUUGUAACACUGUAUAUUGAAAUACUGCUAUUUCUUCUGCUCAUGCAAAAUAUGUCUGAGAAAUUCGUAUGAUGGAAAUACUCUCGUCGGUGUAUCAAGUGUAUGGCAUCAUCUGGUGUGUCGACUAUACUUCCAUAUCAGCCAAUCAGAACUCGUAUAAU
Messenger RNA from Talaromyces stipitatus ATCC 10500, 3045 nucleotides. RefSeq names its product C6 transcription factor Ctf1A, putative. The coding region runs from base 1 to 2826 and encodes 941 amino acids. Gene Ontology annotation, molecular function: DNA binding; DNA-binding transcription factor activity, RNA polymerase II-specific; zinc ion binding. Gene Ontology annotation, biological process: DNA-templated transcription; regulation of DNA-templated transcription. Lineage: Eukaryota; Fungi; Ascomycota; Eurotiomycetes; Eurotiales; Trichocomaceae. The transcript has 8 exons. The record is from RefSeq and is a predicted model, not a curated record.